UGUCAGAGCCCAGGUUUGGUUACACAUGCAGCAGCUUAAUGUUCUACCAUACUGAGGCAAUACAAACACAAAAAAUAGUUAAAUGAUGGCUAUUUUUGCUGACAAAGCUCUGGCUUUUCUACGAGUUCACGCGUUCACGUGUAUGAUGAUAGCGUACGGCCUCUUCAUCGUUAUCGGUGCCGUUGUUUUGAUGAAACUGGAGCAACCUGAGGUGAAUUUGCUUGUUAAAGAGGUCCGUGAACUGAAAGCUCGUUUUCUGGCAGAUAACCCUUGUGUUGAGGAGAGCAGUUUGGAUCGUUUGUUAAUGAACGUGCUUUCCGCCGGUAAACGUGGCGUGGCCGCGCUGGAGUCCGCCAGCGAUAAGUGCAACUUCGACUUUACGUCGUCGCUGUUUUUCGUUAUUACCUUCCUCACGACUACAGGUUAUGGCACCACUGUGCCUCUCUCGGAUGAGGGCCGUGUGUUCUGUGUUGUUUACUGUCUUGUGGGCAUCCCCUUCACCAUGCUGCUGCUGUCCAGCCUUACUCAUGCCCUCCUGCCCUGGGUAACACACACCCCUAUUCACAACCUUCAAGUCUUCUGGGGACUGUCUCGCAACCAUGCUGCGUUGCUACACUGCAGCGUGCUCGCCUUUUGCACAGCGACAUUGUUCUUUCUUCUGCCUGCUGGUGCCCUCUGCCUGCUGGAGAAUGACUGGAGUUACCUGGAGUCACUCUACUUUUGUUUUAUCUCACUUAGCACGACAGGACUUGUUGACUUCCUGCCUGGGAGGACGCAAAGCCGAGCAGCACGUCAGGGGCUGGAGUUUGCAACCUCCUGUUACCUGAUGCUUGGACUGAUUGUCUUGCUUGUCGUUGUGGAAAGCUUAUGGGAACUGCAGCAGGUUCAAGCCAUUCAGCGUUUUUUCACUGGACCGCGGCAGGGUGAGCUGAAGGGGGUGGGUUUGGAUGAGCUUGUGCUCAGUGGAGACAUGGCAGGUGCAGAGGAGGAACCUCAUUACACCCUGCCUAUAUCCACCAUCUCCCCUGCUUUGUUAGACUCACCUGCUACUCCAACAAUAGAGCUGCCACCGAUCUUUGGCCUGCCACCCAAGGAAAAUGUUCCCCCUUCACUAAGACCAAACCCCACUCCAGAUCUGUGCCAAUCCACUUCCACUACAUAACUGAUACAAUGGAACUGGACAUUGUAAGAAGAAUAAAUGAUAUCCAAGAAUGAAGCUGGCAAACACUAGGUGGUACAGUUGAUUUGAUUUAUUUAAAAUUGAUUUGGUCUACCAGCAUGGCAUGCAGUGAGUGGAAUUUGGCCACAUAAGUGUAUAAUCCGAUUUAUGAAUCAUUUAUAAAACAGAUUAUAUGAAUAUAUAUGAAUAUAUUAUUUCUUAAUAA
This is a messenger RNA of Carassius carassius (crucian carp), 1385 nucleotides long. Its product is annotated as potassium channel subfamily K member 1-like. The record is from RefSeq and is a predicted model, not a curated record. Gene Ontology annotation, molecular function: potassium ion leak channel activity. Gene Ontology annotation, biological process: potassium ion transmembrane transport; stabilization of membrane potential. The transcript is spliced from 3 exons. Lineage: Eukaryota; Metazoa; Chordata; Actinopteri; Cypriniformes; Cyprinidae. The coding region runs from base 83 to 1162 and encodes 359 amino acids. Gene Ontology annotation, cellular component: membrane.